GGCAGCCAGGGACGGGUUAGCAGCACAAGGCCGACAGAGAAGAGAGAAAAGGCACUGCUUGUCGCUGCCACUGUAGAUUGAGCUGCAAGAUAGAUGAGGGUCCUGGCAGGAUGCGUCGCGAUGGUGCUCCUCGCCCUGCCGACCAGCAACGCCGCGCAGAAAGCUGGGACUGUCAAGUUGCCGGCGGGGAAGGGCAAGAAGAGCAAAGCGGCUGCAGAGAGUAAGGCGCUGCCGGAGCUGAGCACGAAGGAUAGCUUCGUGACCGGCCUCCUCUCCGGGGCCGUGGCGGGGACCACCGUGGACCUCGUCCUGUACCCGCUGGAUACGGUCAAGACGCGCCUGCAGGCGACGGCGGGGGCCAAGCUCUCCAUGAACACGUUCCGCGGGCUCUUCAACGGCGUCGCUCCCGCCAUCGCCGCCAGCGCUCCCUGCGCCGCCGCGUUCUUCGGCGCCUACGACUCCCUCAAGCGCGUGCUCACGGAGAAGCUGCCGGACGAGUACGCCUCCGUCGCGCACGCCGGGGCGGCGGCCGGCGCGGACCUCGCCCAGAGCGUCGUCCGAGUGCCCUUCGAGGUCAUCAAGCAGCGGGUGCAGGCAGGCGUGGACGCCUCCGGGAGAGCCGCCCUCGCCAGCGUCAUGAAGUCGCAGGGGCCCAGGGGCCUCUACCGGGGCUGGGGCGCACUGGCCCUGCGCGACCUUCCCUUCGACAUCAUCGAGUUCCCCCUCUACGAGUGGCUCAAGAGCGAGUGGACCAAGGUCAAGGGGGAGAAGCUGGCGCCCUGGCAGGGCUCCCUGUGCGGGUCGGUCGCGGGGGGCAUCGCCGCCGGGCUCACGACCCCGCUCGAUGUCGUCAAGACGCGGCUCAUGACCCAGAGCCCCGGGCAGUACGCCGGCAUCGGCGAGUGCUUGAGAUCAAUCCUGAAGGAGGAGGGUCCGGGGGCGCUGUUCGCCGGGUCGGUGCCGAGGAUGACGUCCAUCGCCUUCGGCGGCGCCAUCUUCUUCGGUGCGUACGAGACGGCCAAGUCGAUAAUCUCGGUCAAGAUGGAGGAGAGGGCCACCGCUGCUACAGCGGCGGCUGCGAGCGGGAAGAAGAAAUAGGGCUAGGAAAAGGCGGAUGUUCUAGGAGAUCGACAGGUUAGGUUUGAUCGCGGCGUCGGGCUUGCAUGCGGACGGCGGUAGAGCUACUGGCAAACACGGCAAGCCGCCCUUCUCUGUUGCUUCGCGUGAGGCGUUAUGACGGGAGAACUCGGAGGGUGGAGGGGGUGGAGUAGGGCGUUUCGGUUCCUCUGUUGUCGAUAGAUAAGCAACGCGCGUUCCUGCGAAUGAAUCAACAGCGCUGUGAGCUGGGCGGGUUGGCGCGGUUUCAAGGCUCUCGUACUGUAAGCAAGAACGUGUUCGCCUAUUGUAACGAGAAGAGGUGGUGUGCUGCCCUGUUGGUGAUAUCAGCCAGUGCGUGAUGUUUGAGAGGAUCAGGUUGCCUUCUUCUCAGCCAGCGUUGUGACCGAUUUUUGUUCUUCGGCGAAGGGCUAAUAAUGACGAAGAAGAGUGUGUGUGAGAUAGAGAGAUUCGUUCCGUAUGCAUAUGUUUGCAAGACGCGAUCUUAUUUCUAACAGCUUUGCUAAUAUCGACAGAUUUUGACGGCCGUUUUGGGGGGCCGUGCUGCGUUGUAAUCGCCUCAGCAAAAUAAGACCAGAGACCGGCACGAGUCGGGCGGCAUUGCGACGUAGGAACAACAGGUAGGUAGUGUGAAGGUUUAGUUGUUGUAGUUGUAAACCAUUUUAUGUUGCAGUCAUUUUUAAAACCUGCGGAGGUGCCUGCGUGUUGAAAUACAAGAGACCAACUCUUUAGAGAGGGAGAGAGAGAUGGAACGAGAGAUAUCGGAUUUUAGUAUCGGGGGAGUUUCCGCACUUCAACACCCCAUUUUUGUGCAGGUGGGCUCACAGUAGAGAGUGCUUCGACAGCCCUACAGCGCUACCCUGAGUAUAAAGUUGCCGUGUCUCUCUCUGCGUCAGCGCUUAUCCUCGGAGGCUCUCGACGAGCCCACUCAAUUGUGACGGUGUUCCAGGACAUCGUUGUUUGCUGUAUCACUUGGUCGCCAUGAUGGUUGGGAGUUUAUUUUUCGCGGAACUUAACGACGAAUAGUUCGACAGCUAGGUUGGACGUUUCCCGCUCCUGGGCCCAAUUUUGGCGUAUCACUCGCUUCGUGGU
This is a messenger RNA of Ectocarpus sp. CCAP 1310/34, 2208 nucleotides long. Lineage: Eukaryota; Phaeophyceae; Ectocarpales; Ectocarpaceae. The record is from the annotation of a GenBank genome assembly.